CGGCGCGGCGUGCGGCCAUGUCCCCGCGGAACGGGCGGCGCACCGGGGCGCACCGGGCGCACUCGCUCGCCCGGCAGCUGAAGACGAAGCGGCGCCGGCGCGACCUGGACGAGAUCCACGCGGACCUGAAGCCCGAGAACGCGGCGCGGCUGCUGCGGCAGGAGAUCGACCCCGACCUGCCGGGCUGCGCCCAGUUCUACUGCCUGCACUGCGCGCGUUAUUUCGUGGACCUGAACAGCAUGAAGGAGCACUUCAGAUCCAAGGUGCACAAGAAGAGGCUGAAGCAGCUGCGCGAGGCUCCGUACACGCAGGAGGAGGCAGAACGCGCCGCCGGGAUGGGCUCCUACAUCCCCCCAAAGAAGGUGGAGGUGCAGACCCAGCCCCUCGAGGAGGUCACCGAGAUGGAGACGUCCGGCUGAGCGCAGGGAUAAGGGACUGAGGGGCUCUGUAAAGACGUCUUUGUCCUCCUGCUCUGUGAGAAAAACGUGUCCCAGCACCGCCAGCCAAAACCACCCCGCUCCUCCCACAGCCCCCCUGGGCAGGACAACGAGGAGGAGAAGCCAGCCAGCCCCUGGGUGCCCUCACGAGUGUCCUCAUUGUCCACAAAGGGACAGGUCGCUUGUUCUCUGAGUGCUGGUGGGACUGCUCGCUUGUCUGUCUGCUUCUGGAGCAGUUCCUGCUCUGCCCUUGGGACACAGGUUAUUCCAUACCCAUUAAAAUGUGUCAACUAACA
Messenger RNA from Hirundo rustica (Barn swallow), 733 nucleotides. RefSeq names its product zinc finger protein 593 (gene ZNF593). The record is from RefSeq and is a predicted model, not a curated record. The transcript has 3 exons. Gene Ontology annotation, molecular function: nucleic acid binding; zinc ion binding. Bases 18 to 419 code for a protein of 133 amino acids. NCBI's taxonomy places the organism in Eukaryota, Metazoa, Chordata, Aves, Passeriformes, Hirundinidae.